This is a messenger RNA of Lasiodiplodia theobromae, 1614 nucleotides long. RefSeq names its product Triacylglycerol protein. The record is from RefSeq and is a predicted model, not a curated record. The transcript has 4 exons. Bases 1 to 1614 code for a protein of 537 amino acids. Lineage: Eukaryota; Fungi; Ascomycota; Dothideomycetes; Botryosphaeriales; Botryosphaeriaceae.
AUGAUCGUGCUCGCCCUGCUCGCGCUCAAUCUCGCCACCGUCCUUGCUGUCAAUCCGACGGUGCCCCUGGGCUACUCGACCUAUCAAGGAACUCCCUACGCGAAUGGUAUCACCGAAUGGCUGGGCCUUCGUUACGCCGCCCCUCCCACUGGUGACCUCCGCUUUGCUGCUCCCCGCGAUCCGUACACCGUAUCCGGCGUGACCCUCGCUAAUCAACAUGGCCCGCUUUGCAUAGCCACGGGGGCUUCGCCCUCGGUCACCACGACGUCAGAGGACUGCCUGUUCUUGGACGUCUACGCCCCAAGCAAUGCCACUCAAGACUCCAAGCUGCCAGUCUACUUCUACAUUCAGGGCGGCGGCUUCAACGGAAACACUAACGCAAACUAUAACGGCAAAGGGCUGAUACAGGCCUCUGGCAUGAACAUCGUCGUGGUGAAUUUUAACUACAGAGUCGGCCCUUAUGGAUUCCUUGCGGGAAAAGAGGUUGCCAAGGGCGGCAGUCUUAAUAAUGGCCUGAAAGACCAAAUCAAAGCGCUCCAAUGGGUUCAGAAGUACAUUAGUCAGUUCGGCGGCGAUCCGGAUCACGUUGUUGUUGGCGGCACCAGUGCCGGAGCUGCCGCGGUCACCUUGCUCCUGACGGCGUACGGCGGGCGCGACGACGGCUUGUUCCAUGCGACCGCGGCCGAGAGCCAGUCGUUCGGCUCCAUCUACACCUUCUCGGAAAGCCAGUUCAUGUACGACAACCUUGUUAUCCGGACCGGUUGCGCCAGCUACGUCGACACCCUUGCCUGCCUGCGUAGCCUGCCCGUCGCAGCCCUGCAGGCCGAAAACAUCCAAACCCCCCUGCCUGGGGCCCAGAACCCGCCACUGUACAUGUAUAGCACAACUAUCGACUAUGACCUUGUGCCUGACUAUACGUACAAACUCUUUGCCGAGGGCCGUUUCAUCCGUGUGCCAACUAUUUUCGGCGACGACACCAACGAAGGCACCGUCUUCACACCGAAGAACACGUCGACCAUUGGCGACUCGAACACCUUCCUAAAAGAUCAAUUCCCCGCAUUGACCCUCGAGCAGCUGCGCCGCAUCAACGAGCUCUACCCUGUAGAUGGCACGCCCACCUUCCCUGGCACGGGGCUGUACUGGCGCCAAGUCAGCAAUGCCUACGGCGACAUGCGCUACACCUGCCCGGGCUUCUACGUGACUUCGCAGCUCGCCCGCGCCACCAACGGCCACUCGUGGAACUACCUCUGGAACGUGCAGGACCCCGACCAGAUGGCCCAGGGCCUCGGUGUCCCGCACACCAUCGAGGUCAACGCCAUUUGGGGUCCUGAGAACACCAACGGCGGCUCCCCCACGAGUUACUAUCCCGGCGGCGUCAAUUCCGGCAUGGUGCCCAUCAUCCAGGCGUAUUGGACCAGCUUUAUCAGGUGCUACGAUCCGAAUGAGUACAGGCUGCCCGGAUCCCCGAGAUGGGAAGCGUGGCAGCCGAGCUUUUCGACGGGUUUCAAUCGGUUGGUGUACGAGACGAAUGGUACGAGGAUGGAGAAUGUAGAUUCGGCGACCAAGGGCCGGUGUGGCUACUUGACGAGCAUUGGGGUGGCGCUCAAGCAAUAG